Molecule: messenger RNA, 3925 nt
Organism: Gopherus evgoodei (Goodes thornscrub tortoise)
Lineage: Eukaryota; Metazoa; Chordata; Testudines; Testudinidae
Gene: USO1
Product: USO1 vesicle transport factor
Exons: 27
Coding region: 63-2999 (978 amino acids)
Biological process (GO): transcytosis; endoplasmic reticulum to Golgi vesicle-mediated transport; vesicle fusion with Golgi apparatus
Cellular component (GO): ER to Golgi transport vesicle membrane; Golgi stack; endoplasmic reticulum
Molecular function (GO): protein binding
Source: RefSeq, a predicted model, not a curated record
GAGCGGCCCGCACUUGCCGCCGUCCCCGGGAGCCGGAGCGAGCGGGCCCGCCGCGGGCAGCCAUGAACUUCCUGCGGGGCGUCAUGGGGGGGCCGAGCGCCGGGGCCCAGCCCUCCGGGGCCGAGACGAUUCAGAAACUCUGUGAUCGUGUCGCUUCAUCUACUUUAUUGGAUGAUCGAAGGGAUGCUGUACGUGCUCUCAAGUCAUUAUCAAAGAAAUAUCGGCUGGAGGUGGGGUUCCAGGCUAUGGAACAUCUUAUCAAUGUUCUCCAGACAGACCGUUCAGAUUCCGAAAUAAUUGGCUACACUUUGGACACUCUCUUCAAUAUAGUAUCGAAUGAUCUAGAAGAGGAAGAACAAGAUGAUUUGGAAGAAGAAAAUUCACAAAAACAGGUUGAUGAUCUGGGAAGACAGUUUACAGAAAUCUUCAUUAAACAGCAAGAAAAUGUCACUCUCCUGUUGACCUUUCUAGAGGAAUUUGACUUCCAGGUUCGCUGGCCUGGAGUGAAACUUCUUACAUCAUUGUUAAAGCAGCAAGGACCCCAGGUGCAGCAGAUAAUUCUUGUCAGUCCCAUGGGUGUCUCGAGGCUCAUGGAUUUACUCGCAGAUUCUAGGGAGGUGAUACGGAAUGACGGAGUCUUGUUACUGCAGCAGCUGACAAAAAGCAACGCCGCCAUUCAGAAAAUAGUUGCUUUUGAAAAUGCCUUUGAGAGACUGCUGGAUAUAGUAACAGAUGAAGGGAACAGCGAUGGAGGAAUAGUAGUGGAAGACUGUCUUCUCCUGUUACAAAAUUUGUUAAAGAACAAUAAUUCCAAUCAGAAUUUCUUUAAAGAAGGUUCGUACAUUCAGCGUAUGAAACCUUGGUUUGAAGUUGGAGAUGACAACUCUGGUUGGUCUGCACAGAAAGUAACUAAUCUUCAUCUAAUGUUGCAGCUUGUGCGGGUGUUGGUGUCCCCCACAAACCCACCUGGUGCCACCAGUAGUUGUCAAAAAACUAUGUUUCAUUGUGGGUUAUUACAGCAGCUCUGCACGAUCCUGAUGGCAACGGGCGUUCCUGCUGACAUUCUGACCGAGACCAUCAACACUGUGUCAGAAGUCAUUCGAGGAUGCCAGAUAAACCAAGACUACUUUGCUUCUGUAAAUGCACCUUCAAAUCCACCAAGGUCUGCAAUCGUAGUACUUCUGAUGUCCAUGGUGAAUGAAAGGCAACCAUUUGUACUGCGCUGCGCUGUCCUUUACUGUUUCCAGUGUUUCUUAUACAAAAACCAAAAAGGACAAGGGGAAAUCGUUUCAACACUUCUACCAUCAACCAUAGACGCUACAGGUAAUUCUGUGUCGGCUGGCCAACUGCUCUGUGGCGGACUCUUUUCCACGGACUCUCUCUCAAACUGGUGCGCCGCCGUGGCCCUGGCCCAUGCUUUACAAGAUAACGCAACUCUGAAAGAGCAACUGCUAAGAGUUCAGCUUGCAACAAGUAUUGGUAACCCUCCAGUGUCUUUGCUGCAACAGUGCACCAACAUUCUUUCACAGGGUGAUAAGAUCGACAGACGGGGCAGCAAAGUGCAGACAAGAGUUGGAUUAUUAAUGCUGCUUUGUACCUGGUUAAGCGAUUGUCCAAUUGCUGUCACACACUUUCUGCACAACUCCGCCAAUAUUCCAUUUCUCACUGGGCAGAUAGCCGAAAACCUUGGAGAAGAGGAGCAGUUAGUUCAAGGCCUGUGCGCACUUUUGCUGGGAAUUUGCAUUUAUUACAAUGACAAUUCCCUCGAAAAUUGUAGGAAAGAGAAACUAAAACAGCUGAUAGAGAAGAGGAUUGGCAAGGAGAACUUCAUCGAGAAACUAGGUUUCAUUAGCAAACACGAACUGUAUUCUAGAGCUGCUCAGAAACCUCAGCCUAGUUUUUCUAGCCCAGACCACAUGAUGUUUGAUCACGAAUUUACUAAACUGGUAAAGGAAUUGGAGGGUAUCAUAACUAAAGCUAUUUACAAGUCUAGUGAAGAAGACAAACAGGAAGAGGAGGUGAAGAAGACAUUGGAACAGCAUGACAACAUUGUGACUCACUAUAAAAAAGUCAUUAGGGAGCAGGAUCAGCAGCUUGAAGAGUUAAAGCAGAAAGUUAAUACUUUAAAAUCCCAGAACGAACAGCUUCAGACAGCAGUGACGCAGCAAAUGUCUCAAAUCCAGCAGCACAAGGACCAGUAUAAUCUCCUUAAAGUACAGCUAGGAAAGGACAAUCAGCAUCACACUUCCCACAGCAAUACGCUUCAGAUGAAUGGCAUUCAGCCAGAAGAAAUCAGCAAAUUGCGACAGGAGAUAGAAGAAUUGAAAAAUAAGCAUGAAGUGCUACAGGGACAGCUGAGAGAAAAGGAUUCUGUGAUUGAAAACAUGAAGUCUUUGCAGUCAGAAACAGGAACAAAUGAGCAAUCCUCACAGAUAACUGCUGGAUUGGAGCAUGGUAACGAACUACAUAGGGAACUAGAAGCCUUGAGGAUCCAAAUACAGUCACAGUCUUUGGACAUCUCUAAACUUCAGUCUGAGAAACAGGAGCUGCUACAACAAAUGGGCCUGUUCAGAACCACGCCCUAUUGCUGGGGAAAAGCAAAGAAUACAGCUUCGGUUCCUGCUCUGGGCGACAGCAGUGCUGUAAUAGCAGCAAAGAACAGUGAAUUGGAGGGCAGAUUGUUGCAGGAGAUAAAAGAAUUGAAGAAUGACGUUAAAGCGCUUUCUGAGGAAAAAGCAUUGCUAAAGCAGCAUCUGGACUCAGUCAACAGUACAGUUGCUGUCUUGCAAAAUGAGAAGAGCAAACUCCAACAAGAAGUUGCAGAAUCUAAAAAAGAACAGGACGACCUCCUGGUACUUCUCGCUGAUCAGGAUCAGAAAAUAUUGGCACUAAAGAACAAGCUCAAGGAACUUGGGGAACCGGUGGAAGAUGAGGAUGAUAUUGAAUCUGGAGACCAAGGUGAUGAAGAUGAAGAAGAGGAGGGGGAAGAGGAAGACUAAUAGUGCUUUAGUGUCACCAUGAGAACAUUAGAGGUUGCAUUAUAAUACAAAAUUAAACUAAUGCUGUUGACCUACAAAGUAAAACAUCCACUUACGGAACCAAAUGGGAAAAUAAUGUUCUGAUUUUCUGAAGUGAAGUGUUUGGAAACCAUCAUAGGUGAAACAAAAAUCAGUGUUAAGUUAAACAAAAGCAUCCCAACUUCUAACCGUUUAGAAGCCGCUUUAGACACUGUUUAAAGCAUGAGGGUGACAAUGCUACUGCCUUAGUUUAUUGUCUUUUACAGAAGUUCUGUGCAUUUGUCCAUCAUUUUAAUGUUUCUUUGGAACUCUAAGGUGAUUAAAUACAUAUGUAUUUGGUUUAACAUCUGUUGAAUGGAAUCAUUGCUUCUACAUUCAGCAUGGAGCUAAUGAGAAUUCAUAGGUUCCUUUAAAAUAAGUGGUUAUGUUGGGGAAGGGGGGCUGGGUGAAUUGGGAAUUGUACACACCCAGCAGCUUCCGAUUCAAGUGUACUAAAACAAAUGGAACUGAACAGUGUCACAUGCCUUGACACCUGAAAUGGCUGCACCGCAGUCUGUACCUCAGUGAAGAAACCCAAGGAAACUGCACCAUUAUGCUAACAACGAGGAGGGAGUGGCACAGAAACUUGCAGCGGUAUGGUAGCAUUUCUAAGCUGAACUUCUCUAUAUUUUUAAAAAAAAAAACCCAAACACCGUUCAUCCAAAAGAUUAAAUGUGCUACCAGAUCAUCAUAAAUGAUUUCCUUAUAUUCUUGAGUAAAGAAAUGAAAAUACAACUGAUUUAUGUAAUUUAUUGGCUCUUGUGCAGAGCAGAUAAGAGAAUAGAUUUUAAAAGAGCAAAAUUAAUACACAAUGCGUAAAUUUCAUGUUUUGGUAAUAAAAAUAGAUAUGUCCAUUUAGUAUUCGUUCA